Anastrepha obliqua is the source of this 4910-nucleotide messenger RNA. It is a transcript of the gene PAN2, whose product is annotated as PAN2-PAN3 deadenylation complex catalytic subunit PAN2. Gene Ontology annotation, cellular component: PAN complex; P-body. The transcript is spliced from 19 exons. The record is from RefSeq and is a predicted model, not a curated record. NCBI's taxonomy places the organism in Eukaryota, Metazoa, Arthropoda, Insecta, Diptera, Tephritidae. Gene Ontology annotation, molecular function: poly(A)-specific ribonuclease activity; protein binding; nucleic acid binding. Gene Ontology annotation, biological process: mRNA processing; nuclear-transcribed mRNA poly(A) tail shortening. The coding region runs from base 189 to 4013 and encodes 1274 amino acids.
AAAAUUUGUUGAGAAAGAAAGUUUCGGGUUCACGGAUGCAACAAAAGAAAGGCAAUUUUGUAUUUUUACGAAUUCUUUUUAAAUUUAAGAUAUUUUAAUAAAUAAUACCGUAACUCUCUCACAAAAAAACGUUUCGGUUUGGCGUAAAGCUAGGUUUCAACAGUGUUUGUGUGCGAGUUGGGAAUUUUAUGGAUUAUGUUUAUUGUGGCGCCGAACCGCCAGAGGACAUUUUAAAUGUCUACGAUGGCGGCGGCCAACGCACCACGGGGCACUUUUCGCCAAAUUUUAACGGUUUCAAUAUUAGUUCCGGGGAUCCAGGCUACAUGGAACUGGUUCCCAUUUUGGCAGAUGGCGGCGAGAAUUUCGGUGUUUCGGCACUAGCAUUUGAUGAUUACGAGGAGUUGCUCUGGAUGGGCAAUCAGGGAGGCCACGUCACCUCGUACUACAGCAGCACACUGCAAAAGUACACCUCUUUUCAAGUGCAUGCCAGCGAUAUAGUUCGUCAAAUCAUCACCAUCGAUUCUGGCAUUUUGGUACUGACGCAAACAUCAUUAAGACAUCAGAUACGUCGAGGCAUACCGAAGUUUACGCAUCGCUCGAAGAGUAUGACGGAAAUGGUGUGCAUGCAACAACUGGCACCACAUCGUUUAAUAAUGGCAGGCCUGCAAGAUGAAAUGAUUGAGUUUGAUUUGCGCACACUAAAAGAAAUGAAAGUGGAGCAUGUCGGCUCCACAGGUUGUACAGUGCUGCGCAAAAAUUCACGUUUUCUUUUCGCCGGUGAUCCAUUUGGUAUGGUGACAUUGCGAGAUCUAAAUUCACUUCAUGUAGAGCACACUAUCAAGACUCACACUGGCAGCUUAUCCGAUUUCGAUGUACAAGGCAACUAUCUCAUCUCAUGUGGCUAUAGUGGCAGACAAGGCACAUUAGCCGCCGAUCGUUUCCUCAUGGUGUAUGAUCUACGUAUGUUGCGAUCGAUAUCACCUAUACAAGUGCUAAUCGAUCCGCAGCUUUUAAAAUUUUUACCAUCGCAAACUUCACGUUUGGCUGUGGUAUCCAGCUAUGGACAAGUACAAUUAGUCGACACAGUUGAGUUGAGCGAACCACGCGUAUCAAUGUACCAAAUCAAUACGACAGGUAGCCAGUGUUUGAGUUUCGAUGUGUGCUCCUCGUCACAGGCAAUGGCUUUUGGUGCUCAAUCCGGUCAUAUUAGCGUUAUUGCUACUCUCAAUACACCACAACCACAAUUUAAUGCCUUCUCGAGAAAUACGGAGUUUGCUGAUCCAGUGCCGCAGUUGCCUUUCGUGCCUAUCACAGACACCUCAUUUCCGCUCUCCUCCAUUAUCUUACCACAUUUGGUGACGGGGCCGCGCUGGUUCUCCGAUUGGCCACCCGAACUGCAGCGCUACCAAUAUCGACGCCCCAAACCCAUUGAGUCAGAUGUGCUUAACAAUAUGAAAAUGCAAGGCCCAAUUGGCUAUUCGCCAAAUCCUCGUGCAGCUCGUCGCAAUCAAAUACCCUACGUAUUGGAUUCGCCAAAUAACAUGGCUUCGAACAGCAAUGGUAUGGCCAAUACGGUGAAGACGACUGAAAGUGGUGUAAAAAUCAUACCACGGCGCUAUCGUAAGGUUGAACUGAAAUAUUCGAAAUUGGGUACGCAGGACUUCGACUUCGAGCAACACAAUCAGACAUGUUUCGCUGGUUUGGAAGCUACAUUGCCCAACUCAUAUUGCAAUUCCAUGUUACAGAUUUUAUAUUUUAUUGAGCCAUUGCGUCAGAAGUUAAUUGAACACUCUUGUAAAAAGGAAUUUUGUUUGUCUUGUGAACUCGGAUUUCUCUUCAAUAUGUUGGACAAAAGCUCAGCUGCUACUCCCUGUCAAGCGAGCAAUUUUCUACGUUCAUUUCGUACAGUGCCUGAAGCUUCGGCACUGGGUCUAAUACUGUCGGAUCGUUCGUCCAAUGUUAAUUUAAUAAGUCUUAUACAGAAUUGGAAUCGUUUUAUUUUACAUCAGAUGCAUUACGAAAUGGUGGACUCAGAUAAGAAAAGUCGCUUGAAUAGCGCAACAAGCACAAGCAGUUCUGAAGAAAACUCGGCUAACAAUGAUAAACCUACUACUGUGGACCUUAGCAGCAAAGCGGGCGAAAUAUUCCAAACAAUAGAUAUGAAAAGUAACGAUGAUCGCGAGCGGAGUAAAAUCAACGAAGAAACGGAAAUUAGUCGACUAUUUGGUACUAAACAAGAUUGCAUUAAUCGUUGUUUGAAAUGCCACGAUAAGAAAACUAAACAAAGCAUAUUAUUGGCCUGUAAUCUGACUUAUCCAUUGCAAGUCAAAGAAGUUGAACAAUUUAACUUCGGUUCCAUCCUCAAAGGCUCACUAAGUACGGAAAAGCACAUACAGGCAUUUUGUGAAAGUUGUAAAAAAUUCUCACCUACCAAGCAAAGUGUUAAGGUUACUUGUCUUCCACAAAUACUGGCAAUCAACUGCGGUUUAAGCAAUGAAAAAGAUUUGGCAUUCCUUCGAAGACAAUUGAAUCGCAAUUUACACACACCAUCCGAGAGUCCAGCAAUAUUGAAUACAAACAAGCCCUGUCGUUAUGGCAUGAAUUGCUCCCGCAGCGAUUGUCAUUUUGUGCAUCCCGAUAGGAAAUCUCCUACUUCCAACUCCACAACCACCCAAACUAACUCCUCACCAAAUGGACGUCAGAGUUCCUGGUUUCCUCUGGGGUUUUCAAUGUCGAUUAGUGAACUUGGCGAGCUGAGUGUACAAACCGAGCUUAGUGACACAAAAACUGAAGAGCACAAUUCAAUGGAUAAUAAGGAAAAUCGAAAAAGCGUUAAUGAGACCAGCGAUGCGGGCAAUGGUGAAAGUGCAGCACACGAUAAGAAACAAAGUGCUAACUUGGCUUCCAACAACGAUUCAUAUCGUGAAUAUGCACUGCAUGCUGUAGUCUGCCAGAUCGACGAUGGCACCCAAAAGAACUUGGUUUCGCUAAUUAAUGUAAGUAAAAAAUAUCAUACACAGAAAAUAGCGACUAGUGGCAGCAAUGGUGAAGAACAACAACAAUGGUACAUUUUUAAUGAUUUCAGCAUUUCACCGGUCUCAAUACAAGAGUCUGUCUGGUUUACGCUAGAUUGGAAAGUGCCGUGUGUACUUUUCUAUAGCAGCAUUGGUAUGGCUAGUCCAGCGGAACCGAGUGCGUCUGCUGCAGGCACAGCUGCGAUAGAUGAUAUUCAAAAUAUCAGUACGGAAAUGGAAUUACCCCAUCAUAAUCCAUUCAUACAAGAUAUAACAAAUCCUGUUCAGCUAGCGCCAGCGCCAGCGCCAAGCAACAUGGGCGAUGUAUUAUUUAAGCCAUUGCAAUCGAAUGAAAUGCCACAGGCAGGUGAUUUGGUCGCUAUGGAUGCUGAAUUUGUCACAUUAAAUCCCGAAGAGAACGAAAUACGUCCGGAUGGCAAAACAGCAACCAUAAAACCAUGUCACAUGAGUGUGGCGCGUAUUUCAUGCAUACGCGGUCAAGGUCCUGAUGAGGGUGUACCCUUCAUGGAUGAUUACAUAUCAACGCAGGAGAAAGUUGUCGAUUAUCUGACACAAUUUUCUGGCAUAAAACCGGGCGAUUUGGAUGCGAACUUUAGCAGUAAACGACUGACAGCGCUCAAAAAUUCAUAUCAAAAGUUAAAGUAUUUAGUGGAUAUUGGGGUUAUUUUUGUUGGACAUGGAUUGAAGAACGAUUUCAGGGUAAUAAAUAUCUAUGUGCCGUCGGAGCAGAUAAUCGAUACUGUACAUUUAUUCCAUCUACCGCAUCAUCGCAUGGUAUCGCUGAGAUUUCUUGCUUGGCACUUUCUGGGUACAAAGAUCCAAUCGGAAACACACGACUCCGUGGAAGAUGCGCGCACCACAUUGCUACUGUAUAAGUAUUACCUGAAAUUAACGGCGGAGAAGAAAUUCACCAGCGCGCUCAAAAAUCUGUACGAUCGUGGUAAGCAGCUGCAAUGGAAAGUGCCUGAGACAGAUUGAAUAUAAGCGGAAGAGCGUGCGUUCUUGGCGCGUCUGAUGAAAUGGAUGAAUGCGUGGAUGAACUGACUGUAAUGAUAAUAAUGUAAUGAGAAAGCUUCAUAGAAGUAGUGUGUGACAUGUGGGGAAUUUUGAUUAUAAUGCAGAAGUGUAGAACACUAGAUUCCUCCCAACACUAGUUGCAAGUGAAAUGCACAAACACACAAACCUUAACUAGAAACGUACACACACGCCGCAAUAUUUAAACAUACAAAGAAAUCACCCAUGCAUUAAGAUUAUAGCGGAAAAAAGUACAAAAACGACACCGAACCGUGAGAAACAACAAAUGCAAAAGAAAAAAAUUAAAACAAAAAACAAAAAAAAAAAACACUACUUUGUUAUUCCAUUUUUUAAACUAAAAGAAAUGAUCUUACAAAAAGAAAGCAAAACAAAAUGCAAACAAUUAACGUGAAAGGAAGAAUUUUAAAUGAUGAGCAACACUAUUUUGUCAUACAUACUUACAUAUGUUUGCUUUUAAACAAAACUAUAUACACUACAAGGAAAAUCCAAAUGGAAAAUAUUGUAAAACAAUUUUAAAACUUUUUGUUUUCUCUUCUAAUAUUCGAUUGUACAGCCCAAAAUUACAGUAAAAAAAGAAAACUAGAAGCAUAACAAUCAUACCUUUGUCCAUUUUCAAACUCAACAUACAUAGAAAUGUCUUCAAUUGUACACUCAAAACAAUCAGAUUAUUAUGACAUCGACGACCACAAAAGCAGACAACAACACUUAUUUUUAAAAUUUCCAUCAAUAUUUAUUUUUAUUAUAAAAAAAGAGAGAAAAUAAGAAGAUAUCGAAAGGAAAAAAAUCAAAUUAUAUUUUUGAAAAGUUAAAUAAAAUCUUUUUAUAUAUAUAUUGCAACAA